CAUAUGUUUCUCUUUAACCCAGCAUCUUAAUUCUCAGUCUCUUUUAAAAACACCGGCGAGCUAUUUUUUUAACCUUUUAACAUAUUAUUUUGUCUUAAUUGUCGGAAGGAAAAAAAGUGCAGAAACACACACGCCAGAUCGUACAGACUGUGUGACUGCAUCUUGUGCUACCUGCAGCCGCUCUUGGCUAACAACCCAAACAGAAUUCCAGCUCCCCUGCUAGCAACAUCAAGGUUACAUAUAUAUUUAGCAUUAUUGGCCAUAUGCAAAUGUGCACAGCAUAAUAAAGAAAGGACCCUGAUAGCAAAAGUGCCACACAUACACCCCAAGCCUGAAAAAGUGUAAAACUGGUAUUUGAAUAUUUGAAUUAAAAAUUAACACCCAAAAUGUUCAGCAGACAUUCUCGUUACGGCAUUCAAAAAAAAAAAAAAAAAAGGGGGGGAAUAUCCGUGUGAAAACCAUUACAUGAUCGCAUGGCGCAAAUCCCAGAUAAUGUUUUUAAAUAGCCACGCAAACCUCCGAAUUCAAAACAUAACCCCCCCCCCAAAAAAAACCCUGUCUGUCAAAGGAAAUGUUACAGUAAAUUUAAAAAAGUGAAUUAAAAAAAACCCAAACAAGCCUGUUUAAAAUAUUCGCAAUUACAGAACGACACCCUCUAACAACCUCCGUGCUACAACAUUGCUAUUAAAUAAUAGUAAUAAUUAAUAAUAAAUAAUCACCUCUUUAUAGGAUGGUACCUUGAUCCUUAAAUAUUGUCCAGUGUGUAAGGUCAGUGUGCGAAGGGUUAGGCUGAGUGGGUUGAUUUUUCUUAAAGGGGCAGAUCAGAGAAAGGCUGUGAUGGUGCGGGGGGGGGGGGAGAUAAGUGAUCUGAAGAAGAGGAUAGGACCAAAAAACCCCCUGAUGGUGAUGAAUACAUUGGAAAGUUUUUUUGGCCCUGGCGAGGGUGUCAGAUUGAAUGCUCUGUGCGCAUGUGCGAAGGUGUCCAAACUGACAAUGCUCGGGAGAUGAAGAUAGUGUGUAGCUGCUUCUGGGCUCAAGGAGGAGGAGAAGAAUCCACAAGCCGACAAGAUGAGAUCCAAGGCGAGGGCGAGAAAACUGCCCAAAAGUGACAGUGAGAUUGUAAAUAGUAUGUAUGAGACAGACCCUGAUCUCCUGGCUGGUGAGAGUGCAGAGGAGGAAACAGAGGACAGUAUUAUGUCCCCUAUCCCCGUCGGACCUCCAUCACCUUUUCCUACCAGUGAGGACUUCACCCCCAAGGAAGGCUCACCUUACGAAGCUCCCGUCUACAUUCCUGAUGACAUUCCAAUCCCGCCAGACUUUGAACUCAGAGAAUCCUCGAUUCCAGGGGCAGGGCUGGGGAUUUGGGCCAAAAAGAAGAUUGAAGUUGGGGAAAGAUUUGGACCUUACAUGACAAUACCAAGGACCACAUUAAAGGAAACAAACUUUGGAUGGGAGCAAGUACUGACUGAUCCUGAGGUGGCAUCCCAAGAGGGCUGUAUAAAAAAGAUCGCUGAUGACUUGGGAAAUGAGAAAAUCUGUGCUGAUGCUAAUCAGACUGGAGCUGGAAAUUGGCUGAAAUACAUCCGAGUGGCCUGUUCCUGUGAUGAACAAAAUCUAGCUGUAUGUCCCAUUAAUGACCAGAUCUAUUAUAAAGUUAUUAAAGAAAUUGAGCCAGGAGAAGAACUGCUGGUGUAUAUGAAGGAAGGUGCCUAUUCUCUUGGGAACAUACCACCUAGUCUGGAAGAAGAGCACACGUUUCGUUGUGAGGACUGCGAUGAACUCUUCCAGUCAAAGCUGGACCUGCGGCGACACAAGAAAUAUGCCUGCAACUCCGUCAAUUCGCUGUAUGAGACGUUGAACGAGGAGAUCAAACAGGAAGGGUUAGACGGGCAGGUCUAUGAGUGCAAAGACUGUGAGAGAAUGUUCCCCAAUAAAUACAGCUUGGAGCAGCACAUGAUCAUCCACACUGAGGAGAGGGAGUACAAGUGUGACCAAUGUCCAAAGGCUUUCAACUGGAAAUCAAACCUGAUUCGUCACCAGAUGUCACAUGACAGUGGCAAACGAUUUGAAUGUGAAAACUGUGUGAAGGUGUUUACUGACCCCAGCAACCUCCAGCGGCACAUCCGUUCCCAGCACGUUGGCGCAAGAGCCCAUGCCUGCCCGGACUGCGGCAAAACCUUUGCCACCUCGUCUGGCCUCAAACAACACAAGCACAUUCACAGUACUGUCAAACCUUUCAUAUGUGAGGUCUGCCACAAAUCCUACACGCAGUUCUCCAACCUCUGCCGCCACAAGCGGAUGCACGCGGACUGUCGCACCCAGAUCAAAUGCAAGGACUGCGGCCAGAUGUUCAGCACUACCUCCUCUCUCAACAAGCACCGGCGCUUCUGCGAGGGCAAGAACCAUUACAACCCAGGGGGGAUUUUUGCCCCCGGCCUACCUUUAACGCCCACCUCCAUGAUGGACAAAUCCAAACCCUCGCCCAACCUCAACCAUGCCAGCCUGGGUUUCAAUGAUUACUUCCCAUCCCGACCUCACCCAGCGGGUAUUCCAUUCUCACCUGCUCCCCCAGCAUUUCCUGCCCUUACUCCAGGAUUCCCAGGGAUUUUUCCUCCCUCUCUAUACCCCAGGCCCCCUUUGUUGCCUCCCACCCCGCUGCUCAAGAGUCCCCUCAACCACACCCAAGACGCAAAGCUUCCAAGCCCCCUGGGGAACCCGGCACUGCCUCUAAUUUCUGCAGUGAGCAACAGCAAUCAGCCCAUCUCAGGGGAGGAGAAAUUUGAAAGCAGCCUGGAAAACUCCUACCUGGACAAGCUAAAAGCCAGGAACAGCGACAUGUCUGAUGGGAGCGACUUCGAGGAUGUCAACACGACCACAGGCACAGACCUCGAUACCACCACUGGCACUGGCUCUGACCUGGAGAGCGACGCGGAGAGUGACAGGGACAAAAUGAAAGACAAAAGCAAACAGACUGAGAACAAGCCAGAUUUUGUCAGCAGUUCUGUGUCCACCAGUUCCACCAACAAUGUGAAUGAGCUACCCCUUUUCUAUUCUCAGCACUCCUUCUUCCCUCCCCCAGAAGAGCAGCUGCUACCCACGACGGGGGCAGCCAAUGACUCUAUAAAAGCUAUUGCCUCUAUUGCAGAGAAAUAUUUCGGCCCUGGCUUUAUGGGAAUGCAGGAAAAGAAGAUAGGUUCCCUCCCAUAUCACUCCAUGUUCCCAUUUCAGUUCCUCCCCAAUUUUCCCCAUUCACUGUAUCCUUUUACGGACCGGACCCUCAAUCACAACUUGCUGGUCAAGGCAGAACCAAAGUCACCCAGGGACCUUCACAAAGUGGGUAGCACCAGCUCAGAGUCUCCCUUUGAUCUCACCACAAAACCAAAAGAGAUUAAGCCAAUCUUGCCACCACCCAAGGUCUUGCCAGCCCCAUCUUGUGGGGAGGAACAGCCACUGGAUCUGAGCAUCGGCAACCGCAUCCGAGCCAGCCAGAAUGGAGGGAGGGAGCCCCGGAAAAACCACAUCUAUGGGGAAAGGAAACUAAUGGCCAGUGACGUAUUACCCAAGAUUUCUCAGUCUCAGCUCCAUCAGCAGCCAUCCCUGCAUUAUGCUAAGCCAUCACCCUUUUUCAUGGACCCCAUAUACAGCAGGGUGGAGAAGCGGAAGGUGACAGACCCAGUGGGUGCCCUAAAGGAGAAGUACUUGCGACCUUCCCCGCUGCUUUUUCACCCGCAGAUGUCAGCCAUAGAAACCAUGACAGAGAAACUGGAAAGUUUUGCGGCCAUGAAAGCAGACACCAGCACGUCCCUGCAGCCCCUCCCACAUCACUCCUUCAGCUUCCGGUCCCCGCCCCCUACGCUGUCAGACCCCAUCUUGCGCAAGGGCAAGGAGCGCUAUACCUGCAGGUACUGCGGUAAGAUCUUUCCCCGGUCGGCGAAUCUGACAAGGCAUCUUCGGACACACACGGGAGAACAACCCUACAGGUGUAAAUACUGUGACAGGUCAUUCAGCAUUUCCUCUAACCUCCAGCGGCACGUUCGAAACAUCCAUAACAAGGAGAAGCCAUUCAAAUGUCACCUGUGUAACCGAUGCUUUGGGCAGCAGACCAACUUGGACCGACACCUUAAGAAGCAUGAACAUGAGAAUGUGCCAGUGAGCCAGCACUCUGGAGUCAUUACUAACCACCUUGGGACCAGUGCCUCCUCCCCAAACUCGGAGCCAGACAACCAUGCACUUUUAGACGAGAAAGAGGACUCGUAUUUCUCUGAAAUCAGAAAUUUUAUUGCAAAUAGCGAGAUGAAUCAAGCAUCAACUUUAACAGAUAAAAGGCCAGAAAUCCAAGACAUUGAUAGCAACUCCCAAUGUCACGGGUUAGCAAAUGAGAAAACAGAAGAUGUGGAUGAGGAGGAGGAAGAAUUGGAGGAGGAAGAUGACGACAGCCUGACAGGGAAGUCACAGGAUGAAACAGUAUCACCCACGACGGAGCCCCAAGGAGCAUUUGAGGAUGAGGAGGAGGAAGAGCCCACAUCCCUCACCAUGAGCUUUGACCAUACCCGAAGGUGUAUUGAGGAGGACGAAGCCGGCUUGUUAGAUUUGGAGCAGAUGCCGAAUUUUGGGAAGGGGCUGGAUCUUCGCAAAGCAGCCGAGGAAGCAUUUGAAGUUAAAGAUGUGUUUAAUUCCACCUUAGACUCUGAGACAAUAAAACAGACUCUGUACAGGCAGGCUAAAAACCAGGCUUAUGCAAUGAUGCUGUCCCUUUCUGAGAAUGCUCCCCUUCACACUUCUUCCCAGAAUUCUCUGGAUGCUUGGUUGAACAUGGCAGGAGCAGCCUCAGAGUCGGGGACCUUUAAUCCCAUCAACCAUCUCUGACGGGUUGAGAAGGCACUGGUUCAGAGUCCGAGUGAGGAGAUGGUGGUGCUGUGACUGCCCUAUCAGAAAUUCUAGCACGCAGAAGAUGGAUCAGAGGGCCUCGGAGUCAUCCGGGCUUUUGGCUGGGAGAAUAAACCUGUCACAUGUGACCUGCAAUUCCCAGAUUUGUUUCUAUCCACAGUUGUUCAUUUCUAAUUUGUUAGAAAGAAACUCUCCAAACUGGAUAGCCCUGAAGAAGCCCUAGGAUUCCACCAUCUCUUAGAAUAGUGUAAACCAUAAGUGAAUUGCAAUGGUGCAGUCAAAUACUGGCCCCUUUCCAGUUACAAGACAAUAUAACUGAGCCAGCUGGUUUCUGCUUAUAAACUAAAACUUGAAGUCAUUCGACCCCUUGCCCCCCUCACACACCACAUCCACCUCAGCUGAAUAGCAGUCACAAGAGGUGGGAAGAGAUCUAGAGCUGAUCCAUCCCUGGUAUCAUUCUGAUAUAGUCACCAGAGUUAUACCAAGGAACGGUGAAUUUGACCCAUUUUACUUAACAUAGCUCUUUGAAAGAGCGUGAAAUUCUGCACCCCCCACAACAGACUCAUCUUUACACUGCAAAGUGUUGUUCUGAGUCUCUGUUCGGGGAGGCCAUGCUCCCCGACAUGCAAUGUCCAAACAGGGCUAGCUUCUGCCAAGAGCACAAAUAAUUGGCGCAGAAGGAGUAUUGCUGGGGCUGCUCAUACAUGCACACAAAUACAUAGACAAUGCCCCGUAAGCUCGACCCUAGAAAGCUCCUGUGUAGUUUCUCUCCCAGAGGGUCUUUCAAAUGCUGUCUCUUCAAUGUUAGGGGAGAAACUUGUGCCCUUGUGUUGGUUUGCUGGUGGUUGCUUAUGCCAGGUACCCUGCCAUCAUUUACCCCAUAAUUUUGAUAAUAUGGUUAAAAAAAAUCCUUGUUUUUAAUAACCUUAUGAGUGCAGCUCAGCUCCUCAAGCAUGUGGCUAAGGAAAUGUAUUUUCUCUCUGGAUCUAAAAUUACCUGCACUUUUUUACAGAUGAUUUUAAAUUGCUUUGAAGUCUCAGCUCUUUUGCUGAGAUAAAGCAGCCUCCAGAAAUCCUGUGACAAUAGUUUGUGCUAUUUCUACAUUGUAAUAACAACCUGGUGUUCUAGCUGUGAUUUUAUAGGUAAAGCUAAACCUGAACAUAAUUCUCGAAAGGGGUUAGAAAUAUUACAAAGAAUAACAUUGGCUACUCUGACAACGUUUGUAAUGUGUGUGCUGAGAAAUGCCUCGAUAUGGUGUUACAGAAUCAGGGUUGCCUGAAGGUAAGACAGGUGCCUGCCACCAAGUGACUUUAAGCUGAAUCAGGGGUGCCGCAAACUUGCCCAUCUGAGUGCUGCAUCAGCAACUCACCUAGGAGCCUCCAGAUGCUCUAAGGACCCAAUUCGGUACAAGUCUGACUCUACAUUAGCAGUUUUUCCACUGACUUCAAUGGACUUUGGACCAGGCUCCAAACACUUAAAGCUGGGUGUACUACUUGUAGUAAGUGCUACACCUAGUAGUCAGUGUUUGCAGGAUUGGGUCAAUAGUUGACUUCAGAGAAACGUCUCACAGUAGUAAACACAUCUAUUAGUAAGUGUUUGCAAGAUUGGGCCCCAACUUUAUAUGUGCGGGAACAAACUGCAGCUGCUCUGCUGUUGAAUAUGGAGGAGGUGGUUCCGGGAUGCAGUGCUCCAUCUGGAAGCAAUAGCUUACAUUACAGUGGAGCAUUGCAUGCUGAGAUUUGUAGUCCUGAUGGGUCGCACCUCAUACUCCGAAGAAGAUCAGCCAUGAGGCCUCAGCUGGCCCCUGGGGCUGCACCUCUGUUUGCCACUGGGGUAGAGUGAAUGAAAGGAUCAUUAGCAGCAUCAAAUAAUUCUCCAUAGUUCACCCUGGGAAAGAUGACAUCCCUCCUGCUUGUUUCUCCAAGUCACCAUGUGUAUGUGCCGAAGGCUCUGAAUCCAACAGUGAUCUAUAACCCCACUCCCGUUUCAAAUGUUUGCACAAAGCUCUUGACUAGGUGUAGCCCAAGAACUGACAAUGUCAAAAGAAACCAGUCUCUAAGAUGGAACAUUCCUUUCCCUGGCACGUCUGCCUGUGCUAACAUUACAGUACUUGCCAUUCACUUGGGCUUUAAAUUAUUCCCAUAGGGGCCAAUUUAAAAUAAUAAAAUAAUUGUUUUUUUUUCCUAAUGGAAUUUACCUUAAUCUGUAUAUAACUUGUAAUUUUUUUUUCUAAUUCUUUUCUUAUUUUAUUUCUUCCUUAACAGUAUUUUUUGCAUUGGAUAUCAUUAUUGUGAAGAAAUAAUGUUAAUAUAAGUAUCUAGUGAAGGACCAAAAUUGUGUAAUUAAGGUUGUAUGUUGUAUGAUUGAUAACCAGGGAGUAGAUUUUUUUUAUGUGCCAAAUGACCCUAAAUAAUCCUAUUCUUGCUGCCGAUUUUCCUGACAAUCAUGUUUUGUUAAAUUUGAGUUUCAAUUACAUUUGCAUGUAGGAUGUGGUCUAUUUAUUUCUUUUAUUGUUUGGAAAAAAAAUCAC
Molecule: messenger RNA, 7417 nt
Organism: Gopherus evgoodei (Goodes thornscrub tortoise)
Lineage: Eukaryota; Metazoa; Chordata; Testudines; Testudinidae
Gene: PRDM16
Product: PR/SET domain 16
Exons: 17
Coding region: 1069-4866 (1265 amino acids)
Cellular component (GO): nucleus
Molecular function (GO): histone H3K9 methyltransferase activity; protein binding
Source: RefSeq, a predicted model, not a curated record